AUGCUGCAACCCAUUGUGUCCUCUCGAUCUUGUCGUAUCGUACCGGCGCCCACUACUUCGAAAGCUAGCUACGCUGCCAAUCCCAAGCCAAUGGUAACGGGGUCCUCUCGAUACCGUCCUAUCGCACCGGCGCCCGCUACUUCAAAGCCUAGCUACGCUGCCAAUCCCAAGCCAAUGGUAACGAGGUCCUCUCGAUAUCGUCCUAUUGCACCGGCGCCUGCUACUUCAAAGCCUAGCUACGCUGCCAAUCCCAAGGCAAUGCUCCGCUACCGGUUCCCAGGAAACAUCUGUGCUACACCCAGGUCCCUCUCCGGCCCUUCCAUCCUCUCAACAUCAUCACUUAGCGUCCCCGCCUGCUGCUUCAAACCGUUACCACGGCACCGGUCCCCAGGCAGCAUCGAUGCUAUCCCCAAAUGCCUCUCCGGACCUUCCUCCACCUUCUCAACAUCAUCGUUCAGCGGCCUCGCCCACUACUUCAGACCGUAG
Messenger RNA from Penicillium bovifimosum, 486 nucleotides. RefSeq lists its product as uncharacterized. Bases 1 to 486 code for a protein of 161 amino acids. The transcript has 2 exons. NCBI's taxonomy places the organism in Eukaryota, Fungi, Ascomycota, Eurotiomycetes, Eurotiales, Aspergillaceae. The record is from RefSeq and is a predicted model, not a curated record.